AUGGCAUUCCACUGCUUCCGACCGUCGUUCACACGAUGGCGUCAAGGUGCAAAUUACUAUGUCAAAUACGACACAAUUAUCGUGAUUCCCCAGAACCUCUGUGGUCCAACUAAGAGACGCCUCAUAUUCGUCUCGGACAUCAGCAAGUCCACAUCCACAUCCACAGCCGCCCCAGGCCCACCGUCCAAAAUACCACGCAAUUUAUUUAUCCGUUACUCCUCAAGAGUCCAAUCCGAUGCGCACCCACACCCCGGAUUGCAUCAGCAUUAG
Sparassis crispa is the source of this 270-nucleotide messenger RNA. RefSeq lists its product as hypothetical. The transcript is spliced from 3 exons. Lineage: Eukaryota; Fungi; Basidiomycota; Agaricomycetes; Polyporales; Sparassidaceae. The coding region runs from base 1 to 270 and encodes 89 amino acids. The record is from RefSeq and is a predicted model, not a curated record.